GAACGGGGAUGGAAACUGUGUCUACGGGACCUUUUAUGAUGCGAAGCACUUGCAGGAGAUGCAGUGGGCGUGGUACCUGGAAUAAGAAUCCGUGUAAGGAGUGCAGUGGGGCGGGACAAACUAAUCAGAGACAGAAAAUAACGGUACCUGUACCAGCUGGUAUUGAGGACGGUCAAACAGUCCGCAUGCCGGUCGGACGGAAAGAGGUCUUCAUAACCUUCAGAGUUGAGAAGAGUGAUUAUUUUACACGGAAAGGAGCAGAUGUUUAUACUGAAGCUAAUAUUUCUAUUGCACAGGCUGUGUUGGGAGGUGCUAUAAGAGUGCAGGGAAUACACGAGGAUCUUAAUCUACAGAUUCCACCCGGAACAUCAUCACAUACAAAGAUGAAGAUGACCGGGAAAGGAUUAAAGCGAGUAUCUGGGUACGGUCAAGGAGAUCAUUAUAUAACAAUUAAGAUUGUUCCGCCUAAAAAAUUAGAUGAGAAACAAAGAGCUUUAAUGCAGGCGUAUGCAGAACAAGAGAGCAACACUCCAGGAACUAUUUUAGGAUUGACCUACGCUUUGGGAGGAAAGAAGGUUGUGAUUGAAGACAAAGAUGGACUAGUCUCUAGUAUUAGAGAGAUAAUCGAGGAUGACCCCCAAGAAACGCAAACUGAAACUGAGAAGAACUAAAACCAGUGAUGGAUGUUGUAUUUAUUCCGAUAUUGUUAAACCUGGAGUAUUUUAUAAAAGGAGAAGUUCCAAACUCGUAUUAUAAAUUCCAAUAUUUUUAUCAUCUUUUUCUGUCUUUUGGAACUCUCCUUUUUUCCAACCCCUUGGGAAACAAUUUAAUUUACAAUCAGAAAAGAAUCCAGGGUAUGCUGGGGUCAAAUUAAAUCCUGAAAACCCACCAACGUUGAAAUCACGCUGACACCGCAAAAAUUUUAAAGUGAACGUUUUUAUUUUUUGUAUAUCUAAGUCAACGUUUGCCAAAAGUUUCUAAAAGUUUGGUGUUGCCAUUAGUCUGAUAAAAGAUAUGGUUGAUUAUUUGUUUGAUUCGUCAAUGAAACAUCUUAUUUUCAGA
This is a messenger RNA of Eurytemora carolleeae, 1062 nucleotides long. RefSeq names its product protein tumorous imaginal discs, mitochondrial. Gene Ontology annotation, biological process: response to heat; negative regulation of apoptotic process; mitochondrion organization. The record is from RefSeq and is a predicted model, not a curated record. Gene Ontology annotation, cellular component: mitochondrion. NCBI's taxonomy places the organism in Eukaryota, Metazoa, Arthropoda, Copepoda, Calanoida, Temoridae. Gene Ontology annotation, molecular function: ATP binding; heat shock protein binding.